AUGUUAAAUUGGGCUGUCGCCACAAGAACGGUUUCUUAUCCAAAUUGGUUUGGCUGUCGCCGAACUUCGGUUUUGUUUUCGCCGGAGUGCUUGUUGAGAGGGCUGAGGCUACUGGAGAUGGUUGGUGUUACCGAGGUUGAUAUUACGCUGACGCGACGAGGAGUCUUUGUUCUUAUGAAAGGAUGGUUGGAGAAAGGAAUGGAAGUAGAUGUCACCGUGAAAAGGCUUGGUUUUGUGGAUGAGAUUGCUGGAUCACGAGGCCUGGCGCCCCACGAUGGCUUACGGAAGGUACCAGCUGAACUGGACUGUUGUCGUAAAGCUUCUGUAAGCGGAAGGUCGCUGGCGAGGCUGUGA
Messenger RNA from Gongylonema pulchrum, 354 nucleotides. NCBI's taxonomy places the organism in Eukaryota, Metazoa, Nematoda, Chromadorea, Rhabditida, Gongylonematidae. The record is from the annotation of a GenBank genome assembly.